This is a messenger RNA of Candoia aspera, 2968 nucleotides long. It is a transcript of the gene RELL2, whose product is annotated as RELT like 2. Gene Ontology annotation, biological process: positive regulation of cell-substrate adhesion; positive regulation of p38MAPK cascade. The transcript is spliced from 7 exons. NCBI's taxonomy places the organism in Eukaryota, Metazoa, Chordata, Lepidosauria, Squamata, Candoiidae. Bases 349 to 1431 code for a protein of 360 amino acids. The record is from RefSeq and is a predicted model, not a curated record.
UUCUUCCCUGUGCCCACAAUGAAAUGGUGAGACUGGAGGGUGCUUAGAAUAGUAUCUGGCAGCACGAGAUGCAGAGUUGCUAGGAGACAGAUGAAGGUGGAUAGAUUUACCCAAAGCAGAAUCCUUCAGGUAUACCAGAAGAAGCUGCAGCAUUCAGGGUAGUGUACCUAAGCAGGAGUGCACCACACUGAUGGCAGAAGGGGGCAGAGCCUGAUGGUCAGGGGGAUUCUGAGGGAAGAGAAGAUUUUUGCACUGGGACAUACCUCAGAAGGACAGCCAAGUAGAUGCAGAGAUCAGUGCUGAGUCUGGAAAGGAGGGCUUGGCAGGCAGUUCUGGAAAAAGCUCCAGAUGUCAGAGCAGAGCAGCACCAGAGAUGGGGAUGUGGACCCCCAGCAUGGCUUAUAUAUGCUGGUCCUGCUGGUCCUUGUCUUCUUUGUCAUGGGCCUUGCAGGCUUUCUCAUUUGCCAUAUCCUGAAGAAAAAGGGAUACCGCUGUCGGACAUUCCGUGAUGAAUUUGACUCUGACAACAAGGAAUCACUGACCCAACUCCAAGAUGAUGAUGAGGAUCUGAAUGAGGACACCGUAGAAAAAAUAGUGAAAUGUAUCAUUCAAAAUGAAGCAAAUGUUGAAGUUCUAAAAGAAAUGCUGGGGGAAGGUGAUGCUGAUCUCCCACUGCCAGUGCCUGUGCCCAGUGCUCUUUGUCCACAUCGCACCAGCCAAGAUGGUGGCAUUCCUCAUCACCACACAGUGCACUUAGGCUCGACACAAGCACCUUGCAUUCAUUGCAGCAAGAAAAAGAGACCUCCUAUACAUCGUCAGGGCCGGUCAAAAGAGAGUAAAAGUAAGAUGCAUCCUGGGGAAACAACAGUCUUUUCAGUUGGCAGAUUUCAUGUCACCCAUAUUGAAAAAAAAACUGCUUCCCAGGAAUCCCAGGAAGAGCCUUUUCCUGAGAACAAGCUGGACUUCAAUUUAGCUGAUACAGACCAGGAGAUCUACAGCAGUGAGAAACUUCAAUGGGCUGGGUCACAGAAUGGAAUUGUUCAUACAGAUGGAGAAAGAAAAUUAGCUCAGGUAGAUCCUCAAAGACUGACAAAGGAAACUACUGCAGAUGGGUUAACUCAGUCAGAGACUCAUUUAAAUGUAACAGCCAAUACAGAUAUAGCCAUAAAUGAAACAGAGGGAGGAUACCCUAAGGCACGCUCUUCACAAGAAGCAGUAAACUCUGCCAUAAGUUAUGUAAUUGAGACUAACUGCACUUCAGGACCCAAAGACCUUUCAUCAGAAUUGCUAGAGGAGAUGGAAAGGUUGGAUAAAAAAGCUGAACAAAUGGGCAAUCAAAGAGCAGCGUAUGAAGUAUCAGACAACAAACAAGGUCAAGUUCUUUCAAUAGGACCCAGGUUGGAAAAGUGCCCAGUAGAGCAAGUGGCAUAAAACAUCAGAUCCUGCCAGCUCCAUGCUCAGGGCUGCCAAGGAGUGAGAUGCACAUGGAACUGACCUCAGGCUUGCAGGGAUGAAGUUACUACAUCAAAGCAGACCAGACCUGGCUGGAAAAGCUACUCUCUACUUGUUGUGGUCAGACCACCAAAAGGACAUGCUACUGUCAUCAAUAAGGCCGGCAAGUUCCAUCUUCCCAUCACAAUCAUUCCCCGUGCAAGAGCAGAAGUAUAAUCACAGGGACAGGAGCAUGUUGUAGAGUAAACUAACAUUACUGGAAAUCCAAGCCUCUCUGUACCCUUGAAAGCUUUGCUAAAGUCAAUGAUUUAUAAAUAUGUGUCUUUCAGGAGAACAGGAUGUAUAAGCAUGGCUCAACUGAUAAGAAUUCUACUCUUCACCAUACUGGAGCUCAGCACAUGGUACUUGCAACAGGCCCAGACUUGGGUCUCAUACAUUGAAAUUCUCAGCCGCUAACAAUGGAAAGCAACUAACAAAUUAUUCUAGUUCAUUGUAACUGUUGGCAUUCAUCUCCCACACAAAUGUUUCCCUAGCAACUCUGAGCGACAUACUUAUGAAGUGCCACAGUCUUGUUUCUUUCAAAGGGCAAACUACAUUCUCCAGAUCUCAAGAGAUCUCAGCCAUGUAGGGAGAAUGAAUAGGGAAGAAAGGUUCUGGGCCCUUUGCAUGUGUAGUGACUCAGAUAAGGCAACAGCUAUGCUGUUUAAAGUUGUUUGGAUACGUUCCCACUCUAGCCAUGAAACACAAUGUCUCUGAGGUCUGUAUUAAAGUGGUAUUUGAUACCCAGGAGCAAUAGAGUAGUAUCCCACAUUGCCAAGCAAUGAACAAAUCUGACAUUGCUAUUUUGGAACUGCAUUUUAUCUUACUGAGUGAAGAUCUGUCUCAGCACAGGGGAAAGGCACUUUACCUUGGAAUGCAAUAAUACAAAUAAGCACAUGCCUACCUAAUGGUUCUUUCCAAGGAUACUGUUCUUGUUCCCACAAACCAUGUCACUCCCAUAAGGAAUAGUCAAGCAGCACCUUACUUUGAGCUUCUUCAUUGUGGUGCUUAACCCAAAAGGUGUGGACAGGUGCAGAGGACAGGUAACUGCUCAGUACAAACCUUGGAGGUUCUCAUGACAAUUCUGGAUAGGCUUUUCUUCCUAGGAAUAGACACUUGAACUUGAGUUUUGGGAUCAGCUAAUUAAGAACUCCUUUAGACCUUUCCUUUCAUGCUGUUCUGUAAAUAUUAAUUAAAAAGCCAUGACAUAAAUCCUACUUCAUUUUGUGUGUGUGCAAUCAAAUACUGCUAAAAUAUUAAUCUGUUUGAAUGGAGUAAAUAUGGAAAAAAUAUAUCUGUUCAGUGGCUCAACAUCUAUCCAUGUAUUGCCUUUCAAAAAUGCAACACAGGAACUAACCUGCUCUGAAGAAAGCAAUAAAAGAAUGAGAAUAGAAAAUGGCUGUCAGAACAGUACAAAUGAAGUUGGCAUAUCUGUGAGGGGCACAUAAAUAAAUCAGCAUCAUUUAUUCUGCCCUGA